Molecule: messenger RNA, 552 nt
Organism: Trypanosoma theileri
Lineage: Eukaryota; Euglenozoa; Kinetoplastea; Trypanosomatida; Trypanosomatidae
Exons: 1
Coding region: 1-552 (183 amino acids)
Source: RefSeq, a predicted model, not a curated record
AUGGUGUUCUAUCAGCUGUCAAGACCGUUAUUGGUUCGCUCCUGCAGUGCUAUUAUUAGUAGUAGUAGUAGCGGCUGUGGCUUCUCACACCGUCUGAUUGCUCCGCUGGUGUUAGUCCAGCAGUUCCGUGGUGUUUGUGGAACCCCCGUUGUGCGGUUUGACAUCAGACAACACGAAAUGGAAAAGCGCCGGCGCCGUGAAUUGGAGAGAGCCGGUAUUGAUGUUGACAACGAUGAUGAUGAGCCGUGGAUAGCACCGGAGGAGCAGCAGCGGUUGGAUGAAGAGGAGGCGAAACGCGCCGCAGAAGAGGCAGAACGUGUGAAGGAAAUGAUGAAACGUCGUGAAGAGGAAGAUAUGGAGAAACGCAAAAAGUUUAAAGAGUUUCGUGCACGUCAACUCGCCAUGAGUCGUAAUCGCAAAGAAGCCAACAUUGCAGCAAAACAUCAAAAGCGAGCGGAUAGCCGUGUUAUUGAAGAGGUGAUAGAUGACACUGAUGGAAGCACGAAUAAAGCAGAAGGAGGAGAAAUUAAAGAGGAGGGGCGUAAACGUUGA